Molecule: messenger RNA, 1659 nt
Organism: Zygosaccharomyces rouxii
Lineage: Eukaryota; Fungi; Ascomycota; Saccharomycetes; Saccharomycetales; Saccharomycetaceae
Gene: DED81
Product: asparagine--tRNA ligase DED81
Exons: 1
Coding region: 1-1659 (552 amino acids)
Biological process (GO): asparaginyl-tRNA aminoacylation
Cellular component (GO): cytoplasm
Molecular function (GO): nucleic acid binding; asparagine-tRNA ligase activity; ATP binding
Source: RefSeq, a predicted model, not a curated record
AUGUCAGUACAUAUCAACGAAAAAGGUGGUGUAGAUGCAUUAACCACCGUUGGUUCUACCGAAAAGCCUUUCCAAACGGCUGCGUUUGCCCUAUAUGCACAAGAAGAAUUGGAACACAGUGAACCAAAGCUACUGGUCUUCAAACCAGAGGAUAACGGAUACGAAGAGAUCAGUGCAUCAGCAUUGAAGAAGGCAAAAAAAGGUGCUGAAAGUUUGAAGAAAAAAGCUCUAAAACAGAAGGAAUUAGAAGCUAAGAAGCAACAACAAGAAGCUGAUAAAGCUGCAAAGCAAUUGGAAGCUCUAGAUAUCAAGAUCGAAGAGGACAAGAGUUUACCACAAGCCCAGAGAGUGAAGAUCAACAAAGCCUAUGAAUCUGUCGGCCAACGUGUUAAAGUCAACGGUUGGAUCCACAGAAUCCGUAACAACAAGAAGUUGGUAUUCGUUGUUCUGAGAGAUGGUUACGGUUUCUUGCAAGCAGUUCUUACUGGUAACUUGGCAUUGGCUAAGCAAACCCAGGAAUUGACCUUAGAAUCUUCCGUUGCACUUUACGGUACAGUUAACAAGCUUCCAGAAGGUAAGAGCGCACCAGGUGGUGUGGAACUAUCCGUUGACUAUUACGAGGUUGUUGGGUUAGCUCCAGGUGGUGAAGAUGCAUUUACCAACAAAGUUUCUGAAAACGCUGAUCCUUCCUUACUAUUGGACCAACGUCAUUUGGCUCUAAGAGGUGAAACCUUGUCUUCAAUGAUGAAGGUUCGUGCAAUUUGGAUGAAAUGUCUAAGAAGAUUCUUCGAAAAUGAAGGUUUGACUGAAGUUACACCGCCAUGUAUGGUUCAAACUCAAGUCGAAGGUGGUUCAACACUUUUCAAAUUGAACUAUUACGGUGAAGAAGCAUUCCUAACUCAAAGUUCCCAGUUGUAUUUGGAAACUUGUCUGGCGUCGUUAGGUGAUGUAUACUGUGUGCAAGAGUCAUUCCGUGCUGAAAAAUCUCAUACCAGAAGACACUUGUCUGAAUACACUCACAUUGAAGGUGAAUUAGGAUUCAUCGAUUUUGAUGAUCUACUGAGCCAUUUGGAAAAAUUGUUUGUUGAGACCGUUGGUUACAUUAUGGAAGAUCCUGUCGGUAGUGCCAUAGUUAAGCAAUUGAACCCUGAUUUCAAGGCCCCAACUUAUCCUUUCAAGAGAUUAGAUUAUAAAGAUGCUCUAGAAUGGUUGAACGAGCACGGUGUGCCUAACGAAGAUGGUGAGAAAUUUAAGUUCGGUGAUGAUAUUGCUGAAGCUGCUGAGAGAAAAAUGGUUGACACCAUGGGUGUGCCCAUCUUUUUAAUCAGAUUCCCAGCUGAAAUUAAAUCCUUCUAUAUGCCUCGUUGCAAGGACGAUCCUCGUGUUACGGAAUCUGUUGACGUCUUGAUGCCUAACGUUGGUGAAAUUACUGGUGGUUCCAUGAGAACCUGGAAUGAAGCUGAUCUUCUAGAAGGUUACCAACGUGAAAAGAUUGACCAUACUCCAUACUACUGGUACUUGGAUCAACGUAAAUACGGUAGCGUUCCUCACGGUGGUUACGGUCUAGGUACUGAACGUAUCUUGGCAUGGUUAUGCAACAGAUACACAGUUAGAGACUGCUCUCUAUACCCACGUUUCACUGGUAGAUGCAAGCCAUAG